Molecule: messenger RNA, 2106 nt
Organism: Trichoderma gamsii
Lineage: Eukaryota; Fungi; Ascomycota; Sordariomycetes; Hypocreales; Hypocreaceae
Exons: 1
Coding region: 1-2106 (701 amino acids)
Source: RefSeq, a predicted model, not a curated record
AUGGAUGUCGUUUAUGUGCGAUGGCAUGCAGCGGGGCACCAAAAGGUAGCAGAGGCGGUAGCAGAGAGAGCAACUAUAUCAGAGGCAGUGGCUGUAUCAGAGAUAGCUGCUGUAUCAGCUAUGACAGCUAUCUCAAAUACAGCAGCUACAUCAGAUACUGCAGCUAUAUCAGCUACCAAGCGGACGUGGAAGGUGACAAUACAGACAAACAACACAGCUAUCACCACCACCAUCGCAGACCCUUUCCCCGAACCAGAGUACAAUGUAUUUGAAGACUAUCUUCGGAAUUCGGACCGGCAGCACUGGAGUUUGCAGGAGCUUGAAGACGGCACGGACGAUAUGUCACGUGCGGAAGAUCAGAUGAAAACUUAUGGGCAAAUGUUGCUUGACCAGAUAGGCCUCUUGAAGCCCGGAAUGCUGCGUGAGGGCGUUGCUGAAGUGCAGCUUGUCAUUGCCGAGCAUCAUGACGCCUCAUCCGAGCAAGUGCCUGGCAUCCACUGCCUCGCAUGGGAACUUCUCGAAUUUGCCAGAUUUCCCCUGCCCGGCUUGCGUUUGAGGGUGACAAGAGUGAGCGACUUUACUAGCCGGCCACCUCUACCUCGGCCUCUAGGGCCGCCGCGAUCGCUAUCGAGCGUGCAAGCCAGCGUGAACGGGGUCUUCCACGUACUUCUGGUGAUUGCCCGGGAUUUUAGCCGCAGGGGUGCUGCUCGUGACCCUGAGCCGGAUCUUGCGCAGUGGCCGCUGAUGAGUGCGCAGAAGAAGCUGAAGAGCCGGCUGCUGCUGGAAGUGGUGCGGCCGGGCAGCAUAGAGGAGCUGGAUGAGCAUCUGAGGGUGAGGGCAGGGCACGGAGUGCUCUUCAAUCUGGUGCACUUUGACCUCCACGGAAGGAUUACGCGUGACGAGCAUGGCAAACAAGUCCCCGGACUUUUAUUUGCCAAAGGCUAUCAGGCAUCCAGCCCGCACCGAAACCCAGUGCCGCCAACGCAGCUCGCCAGAGCAGCCGAUGUUGCCAAAGUGCUGGCGGAACAUCGUGUUGAAAACGUGGUUCUUAAUGCGUGCCUCUCAGCAUACAACCGAACGGGGUCGACAACGAAUCUAGCCCAUAUCUUCCUUGAGCACGGCAUUCUCAAUGUGUCGGCCAUGUGGUUCUAUGUGCACUGGAAAACUGUGACGACCUAUCUCGAGACAUUCUACAACGAGCUUCUCAUCAAGGGCACAGAUUUCCACCUAGCCGCGCAGAAAGGCCGAGAUGCCAUCCGGAAGAACCCCACGUGCAGGACGGGCAAGGCGUAUAAAGACUACUUUCUGUGUGUCAACUACACAAGAAGCUUUAGCAUGCCGGGUGCGAUUCAAAGGGAGCUAAGCCCGACGCCGUCCAUGCACUCGGCAGAUUCGUCGACGUCCAACGCAUCGAUGAAGAGCUUCAUGAGCGGAAAGUGGCGAAAGUCGCCUCGUCUCAGUGACAGCUUUCUUGUUGCAGACGAGCCCAUCAUGCAUUUGGAGCUCCACCUGCUGGAGCUGGAAUACAAGCUCAUGACCUCUCGGGUUGUGUAUGCGAGCGACCUACGCAAGGCCUCGAACUCGGACCUAAAUGUGACCAUUGAGAGGAUGGUGAGCAUGUGGCUAAACACAAACCUGAUUGACGAAGUGUUCUAUUAUAAGGCCAAAGAUUUUGCCAAAUCCAGGUUUCUGACGGUUUCACACCGAGAGAAGCGAACGCGGGCAUCCAACGGAGGCUAUCUGCAGCUGCUCUUCCCACGGCCGGUGCGGGCUCUCCGGCAAACGCUGCACAUCAUCCGGGAUGUGGACCCGGUGGUGGACCCCGGCACGCAGGCCGAUCCGCUGGAGAACCAGCGGAACGAGGAACGGCGCGCCUCGGUAGAAAAGGGCCUGGAGCAGUUCGCGGAGAGGCUGCACAAAGAGGGGCACAGCUAUAUGCUGUUCAUUGGCGGCCGAGAUGCGGCGUGGUGGCGUGAGCAUCUACAACACCUGAGCGGCGAGUGGUGGUUGAACAUGGCGUGGAAGUAUACGGUGCAUAGCCGAUAUGUAAGGGAUGUGACGCUGCUGGCGGGAAAUCGAAGGCCGAUCUCACGAACUAUGCAGUGA